AUGCCAGGAACAGGCUCGCCAUUAUGCUCAGUAGCCGUUGAUCGUUCCGUUGAACUGGGGAUGCUAGAAAGGGCCGAUUCACUGAUUCUAGGUGAAUCCGUGUCAACAACGCCACCACCGCCUCUGAUAGUUUUGACGUCCAUGUUUGCUGCCGAUGGUACAUUCAAGUGCGAGCUAGGUAAUGAAGCUGUCGGAGGGACUGUUCCCUUGCGCCCACCAGAUGGACUAGGGAUCUUUGAUCCUGCUACCUUUGAGGCGAUAGGAGAAGUCAAAAAACUUGCCUUUCCACGUUUACGACUGGAACCACUUGUAGACAUGGUGGUAAUUAUAGAAUUCCGAUCUUUAGUUCCUACAGUAGUGCCACUAUAUACCGAUCCGUUUAAACGAUUGGAAGGGUUCCCGUCGAACACAAUGCUUCGACGGUGGGGGCCAAUCAUGUUACCAGAAGAUGGAUGUCGUACAUGGACGCUUGGUGUUGAGAUUUCUGGCUGUAUUAUAGGCGGUACCACAAGAUUACCAUUCAUCUGCUCCUUAAACUCGAGCCCGCUCAAGUGCUUCGUGAUAUCCGCUACAGGAACAGGUACAGGCUCUCCUAUCCAAGAUUGGAACUCGCCCGAUUGGUUGCUGGGUGUAGAAGAUGAUGAGGAGUACUGUAUGUCAGCGUUUCGUACAAAGCUAGAGUGGGCCAUUUGGCUGGUACUAUUUGAAGCCGGUGUCCGUGAUCCGGAGUGUGGAGUAGGAGAGGAUCGAGUGCCAGCCGCAGUUGGUGUUGUUGGAAUACUAUCUCUAGACCUUGCUCUUGGAGAUAUACCUUUGAUAUUGGCAUUGUGUGGCGAUGCUGUCCUAGAAGAAAUUAGUAUUACUAUUUCCGUCAGUGUUUUGGAGGGCGGCGUAAAAACUUUCUCGCUUAUGUUUUUCACGGUUACUGCGGUCUCGUGGCUUGAGCUGAGUGAGUGGCUGGAGACUGGAGGAGACGAAGGUAGGGUAUGGAUGGUCUUCUGUGCUGGAAGUCCUGAGCUGCUUCGUUCAGUUGUCAAUGGCGAGCCGUUCGAGAUAGAUGUGGUGGGAGGAGUCAUAGAUGGGUUUGGUGACAUGGGAGGGGAGAAAGGCUCGUUAGGAAGUGGCCGCGUGUGCACCGCGUGCGAACUUGCAGCUGCAGCCUUACACUAUCCACCUCAACCCAUCACUAUCAGCAUGACCUUCAUUAGAAGAGACAGCUUCAUUUUCCGCAAGGAGGACAGAGAUUCCUGUCUGUCACACAAGAGGGGAAAAAAAAGGGACAUCGGUGGGAGUUCUGGGUUGGUCAAUUUGUCCAAUCCAUCAUUAACAUUUUUUUUUUUUUGUUGCGCCCACAUGAGCAGAGGAGCAUGUAUUAAGCAUCUUGAAGAGCAGCGAACAGUGCUCAAUGCCCAGUGCUCAGAGCAAAAUGUUUCCAUAGCCUUAACAAAGCAGAUAUGCCUUAGUGUAUAUAAUAAAAAUAAAUCUAUUACAUCUUUCCUUACCCCAAGUUCUGUCCACUGUGAUGAGAAGAGACAGGUGUCCUGUAUUGUGCAAUAUCCAUGUAUGUGGCAGUAUGGGACUGAUGUUGUUGUUGAUUUUGGUGCAAAAAGCCUAGUUGAUGUUGCUGGAACGUCUCCUGAAGAUGGGUUGGGUACUGCUCAUGCGAAUAUGUCUGGCGUCUCUGUUGCUGAUGAUGUUGUUGAUGUUGCAGCUGUUGUUGUUGAUGGAGAUGUAAUUCGUGGAAGCUCUGACGGGAUUGUAGCUGUUUUUUGUGGAUCUGUUGAUUCUGUUGCUGAAGAAGAAGUUGUGCUUGAUGUUGCUCCCAAGAAUCUGGCACCUGUGGAAGAGUAG
Messenger RNA from Lobosporangium transversale, 1851 nucleotides. RefSeq lists its product as hypothetical. The record is from RefSeq and is a predicted model, not a curated record. The coding region runs from base 1 to 1851 and encodes 616 amino acids. The transcript has 6 exons. Lineage: Eukaryota; Fungi; Mortierellomycota; Mortierellomycetes; Mortierellales; Mortierellaceae.